Rotaria sp. Silwood2 is the source of this 318-nucleotide messenger RNA. Lineage: Eukaryota; Metazoa; Rotifera; Eurotatoria; Philodinida; Philodinidae. The record is from the annotation of a GenBank genome assembly.
AUGAUCGGUCUUGGGGUAGUGGAUGGAGUUGGUGGAUCAGUGAAAAGAAUGGUAUAUCAAGACGUACUGGUUGGUAAACGAUGUAGAAAUGCAAAUGAUUUUUUACAUCUAAUUAAACAAAAAAAUACUUCAAUUGUAAUCGAUGAAUUAUCACCAGAUGAAAUUGAACAUGGUCGUGAUGGUCUUGGAUUGAUUUUUAAUCAAGUGAACGCAGUACCAAAUAUCCAAAAAGUACAUUCAAUGACUGUUGUGGAUAUUGAUAAAAUUGAAUGUAAAAUUUAUCCUUACAGUGAUAAAAAGACAAUAGUAACUUUUUAA